GUGAAUGUCAGAUUACGCAGUCUCUAAACGAGUGAUUUGGCUUAGAUACGUGAUCAUAUAAUUCAUUAAAACGGUUUGCAUGUUAACAGCUUAAAAAAUCGUAAUUUGUUUUUUACUUUUUUUGGAUUCCGUUUUAUGAAAGACUUGUAGAAAAUAUAUUAGUUUGUUAGUCAUAUCAUCUGGUAUCGCUUGUAUAUACUUUUUGUUAGUGUUUGGAUUCCAAAACCCUAUCUGGAGAACUAAAUUGCAACACCGAAAUAUAAUUUCACUCGACCAAAACAAUGGGACUUCGCAUGAUAGCACAGACCAUUAUGUUUCUGAGUCUGUUUUCUGUAGCCGAGAAUAAGUUUAUUCCAGGCAAGUCCAAGGUCGUUGAAGGAGAUAUUUACUUUAACCAGGCCGAAAAAAGACCAUUGGGUGAUUCCACCAAGGCCCAAACAAGAUCAUUUGUCGCUUCCACCACUCCUGUUUCUGUACGAUGGACAAGACCAAACAUCCCAUAUGUGAUCCACGACUCCAUUCUGAAUGACAAAACGGCCUUUGAUGCUGUAAAUAAUGGCAUGAAAAUGAUUCAAGAUAUGACAAAGAACUGUGUGCGCUUUUUGAAACGGUCGACGGAAAAAAACUUUAUCAAUGUCACAAACAUAGGAGGCGGCUGCUACAGUGGCGUGGGGCAAAUUGGCGGGGAGCAGACGGUAAACGUCGGGCCCGGAUGUGGCACACCUGGUAUCGUGAUGCACGAGCUGUUACACGUGCUAGGUUUUUGGCACGAGCAGAGUCGCAGUGACCGCGAUACAUACGUCCAGAUUCACUUCGAGAACAUUAUCCUUGGAAAAGCAGUCGAAUUCGACAAGCGCAGUGGGCAAGAUGAACUGGAGAAGAACAUCUCCUACGACUUCUAUUCACUCCUCCAUUACAAGUACAACACGUUUGCCAAGCUGGACUCCCUUGACACAAUCACGCCCACCAAGGCGUUCGGUCACGUGCCCAAGACGGCCCUCGGGCAGCGAGAGCAGCUUAGCGCCACGGACGUCCGGAAGGUCCUCUGGAUGUACCAGUGCACGGCGGAAUGCAAGUCCCCGCAGCUGACGAAUGGUACAACAAGUCCUACAACUGACCGGUAUAUGGCCUGGAGCGAGGUGACGUACACGUGCACGACCGGCUUCCAGCUGGUGGGACCCAGCCGACGCACGUGCGUACCACAGAGCGACGGAAGCUCCGGAUGGUCAGGAAUGGAACCUUUCUGCGCAUCGCCUGCCAACGCGUACUAUACGCAGUAUUGUGACAUGGAGACGGACUGCUUCAAACUCCAGUACGGCGUGUACUCGACCGGUGCGGCCACGUUGAGGGUGCAGUACGGUCCCACAACGACCGAGGGCACUGGGCCCGACUUUGACAAUACCUACCGCUCCGAUACAGCCGGGUACUUAGUGAUGGAAGCCAAAGGCGCUAAUGUUGGAGAUACCGCCAGCCUUAUAUCGAGAAGACGGAUUCAGGAAUAUAACGGUGACAGGAUUUGCAUAAUGUUCUACUUUAACAUGUUUGGAACCGAUAUGGGGUCAUUGACGGUCAAUGCUAACGGGGUGAAGGUAUUCGAGCAGCUAGGAAGCACGGACAACAAUAGCUGGAGGAUGGUGUGCCGCCAGGUGAAUCCACCAUGGCACUGGUCUCCUUGGUGGGCCUACUACGUAUCGUUGCGUAUGGACGCAAAGCGUGGUGCCGGCGUUCAGGGCGACAUUGCCGUGGAUGAUGUCUAUGUGGGGCCCUGCAAGAGUAUUCCUGGUUACAGUGGCGUCAUGUGCCCAACCAAAUAACAACGCCACCAAUUUGGUGUAAUAUGAAAUGACGCAGUUCUUGUUAAUAAACAUCUCUGAAAUUCCCAUGCAUCGAUUUAGUGAUGCAGGUCUUCUCGCUGUUUCCUUUUUGUUAACUUUUACGCUCUCGAAUAGUUCAUAUAGUUUAUAGAAGUUAUUUUAGAUAUUAAAAAUCUUAGAGAUGUAAAUAAUUAUAUGGAAGUUAUUUCUGAGUUGAUGAAGUUUUGUUUCAACAGCUUCUCUACUUUUUAGCUAGAAGACAUCGUUUUUUCUGCACUUGAGAAAGUAUAAGUUCGUUAAAGAAUAGUUAAUUAUGUGUGUGUGCAAAUGCUAUGGAAGUCGCUUUCAGAUUCAUACAUUUAUUUAGUUUAUUUGACGUUUUUAUAUUAAAAUAAAUGUUUAUUGGUUUGUUUAAUAAAGCGAGGAACAUUAUAUAGUGUGUGCAUUUAUUUCAUAGAAUAAUGUGGUAUAUCUAUUGCAUCUUGUAACAUUUUAAACUUUGGAAAUUAUAUAAUUUUCAUCACUGUAUAACACUGUAUUUUAUUAGCCUUCACUUUUAUUGAGUAAAUCUCUGCUGCAUUUGUGUAAAGAUCUCUUGCAUGAUGUAUUGUGUUUGUUCUAUCUGAUUUUUAUACCUAUAUUUGCAUUUAUUCAUUUUGUUUUCAAUAAAUUUGAUUGCUUA
This is a messenger RNA of Dreissena polymorpha, 2496 nucleotides long. RefSeq names its product zinc metalloproteinase nas-29-like. The record is from RefSeq and is a predicted model, not a curated record. The coding region runs from base 282 to 1814 and encodes 510 amino acids. The transcript has 12 exons. Gene Ontology annotation, biological process: proteolysis. Lineage: Eukaryota; Metazoa; Mollusca; Bivalvia; Myida; Dreissenidae. Gene Ontology annotation, molecular function: zinc ion binding; metalloendopeptidase activity. Gene Ontology annotation, cellular component: membrane.